AGGCAGAAAAUCGCUACCGCCAAGGCUCCGUGUCUUGUCUAUCUAAUCUUCUUCAUAGCUUCCUCGACCUCAUGUUUGUAUUUGUCUUCAGCUGUGUUAAAACCAUGAAAUUCCCCAAAAUGCCCCUUCCUCGCCGAGGUCUUAGCUAUUGCUGUAUUCAUUGUUCUUGAGAAAACUAGGGUUUUUAUUUUUUUUUUGGUCUGACGUUGCAUGCAGUUUUGUUGGUUCGGUGUGGUGCGGCUCUUCUUAGGGUUCGAAAGUUAGUCUGUAUUCAAAUUGUAUUCCAAUUCGGGAUUGUAGAUUUCGUCAAAUAUUUCCUUGUUCUAGAAAUUUUCUUCGACGGCUUUCUGUUGAUUUCCGAUCAAAUAGUAAGUUUGAGUUGGAAUUUGGCGUCUGGUGAUGGAAAUGUGUAGUGGGUAUCGAUUGUUUGUGGUGGGAUUGUGGUGUGAAGAAGAAGAUAAGUUGAAUUGAACCCAUCUGUUAUAUGGGUUCUAGAGUAUAGCUAGUGGUUCGAGACGUUGGUCGAUUCUGACUUUGCGAAGUUAAAUUCAUUGACUUGAUACUUGGGGCGGGUGAAGUGGAGCAUCCGUUGUGGAGUCUCUCAUCUGAUUCGAGGGUUGCUCACCAAUGGUGAAGCACCAUUGCUGACAUCAUCAAAAGCUUGAACCUCUAACUUUCAAGAUUUAUCUUGAAAGUACCUUUCGACUUCAACAAAGAUCAGAGAUUCACAUUGCAAAACUUGGAUAAGAGCCUUGAAGGAUCAAUUAAGGAGAACAAAGGAGUGUUGCGUCAACGUGGAAGAUAGGUACUUCUACAGGAAGGAUGAAGAGUAUCAAGGAUUGGGUUUUCUCUCAAAUAAUAUCCAAGUCAUUGGUCUCCUCAAGACCAUUGCCUGGAAGUACGGGUUUUUUUGCUGAGGAAUCUCUUGAUGAAGAAUUUGGUGAUAGAGGGUCUGAUCACACUACCAAUUUGGUAGCACCACCUGCACCUGCUAAUACAUCUCACCAUUCUAAUAGCAAUCAGGAAAAUCAACUUCAUUCCUCCCCACAGCCAGUUCCUGGUGAAGGUUCUUAUCUGUCUCAUCACGGUACUGAUGGAAAAAGGAUGGAUCCAUUGUCAAAGGUUGAGGAUCUGCAAGUCAAGUUCUUGCGUCUUCUCCGACGGAUUGGCCAGUCACAAGAUAAUCUAGUGGUGGCAAAGGUCUUAUAUCGGUUACAAUUAGCAACUUUGAUAGGAGCUGGGGAAUCAGAUCUGAAAAGAGCUAAUCUUAGAAGUGGUAAAGCUAGAGCAAUUGCAGAAGAACAAGAGGCAGCUGGCUUACCUGAAUUGGAUUUCUCAUUUAGAAUACUUGUCCUGGGGAAAACAGGUGUUGGAAAGAGUGCAACCAUAAAUUCUAUUUUUGAUCAAGCAAAGGCUGUGACUAAUGCAUUUCAGCCUGCCACUGACCGCAUCAGAGAGGUUGUCGGAACUGUGAAUGGAAUUAAAAUAACUUUCAUUGAUACCCCAGGUCUGUUGCCCUCCAAUACAAGUAAUGUGAGAAGGAAUAGGAAAAUUCUGCUAUCUGUGAAGAGAUUCAUAAGAAAAUUCCCUCCAGACAUUGUUUUAUAUUUUGAACGCCUUGACCUCAUAAACAUGGGCUAUAGUGACUUCCCCCUUUUGAAGCUUAUUACAGAAGUGUUUGGUCCUGCUAUUUGGUUCAGCACUAUCCUAGUCAUGACACACUGCUCCUCAGAUCUUCCUGAAGGUCCAAAUGGUUUCCCUGUCAACUAUGAAUCUUAUGUGACUCAGUGCACAGAUCUGGUACAACACUAUGUACAGCAGGCUGUGUCUGACACAAGGUUGGAAAACCCUGUGCUCUUGGUGGAGAAUCAUCCCUAUUGUAGAACUAAUGUCAUGGGGAAGAAAAUUCUUCCAAAUGGACAGGUUUGGAUAUCUCAGUUUUUGUUAUUGUGCCUAUGUACCAAAGUUCUAAAUGAUGCUAAUGCUCUCUUGAGAUUUCAACACAGCAUUCAACUUGGGCCAUCGAGUAAUACUCGGCUCCCUUCUCUGCCCCAUCUUCUCUCAUCUUUUCUACGACAUCGCUCCACAUUGGAUCCAAGCGAAACAGACAAUGAAAUUGAUGAGAUUCUAUUUUUGGAGGAAGAGGAAGUGGAUGAGUAUGAUCAGUUACCUCCAAUACGAAUUCUGACAAAAUCUCAAUUUGAGAGAUUGACUAGCUCUCAGAAGAAGGACUAUCUCGAUGAGCUAGACUAUAGGGAGACCCUUUAUUUGAAGAAACAGGUGAAAGAGGAGGCCCAGAGGCGAAGGGAAAGCAAACUUUCCAGAGAGGUAAGUUUGGCCGACAGCGAUAAUCCUGAUAACAAAGAGGUAUAUCCAGAAGCGGUUAUGCUACCAGAUAUGGCAGUCCCUCUGAGUUUUGACUCGGAUUGCCCUGCACACAGGUAUCGUUGCCUUGUUAUGAGUGACCAGUGGCUGGUAAGACCUGUUCUUGAUCCACAUGGAUGGGAUCAUGAUGUGGGCUUUGAUGGAAUAAACUUGGAGACAACUAUGGACUUGAAAGGGAACCUCAUCGCCUCAGUCACAGGACAAAUGAGCAAGGACAAACAGGAUUUCAGUAUUCAAUCGGAGUGUGCUGCAGUCUAUACGGAUCCCAGGGGUCCAAACUAUUUUGUGGGUCUUGAUGUUCAAUCUGCUGGUAAAGACCUGAUCUAUACAGUUCACAGCAAUACAAAGAUGAGGAACUUGAAGCACAAUUUAACCGAAUGUGGGUUUUCAAUGACUUCAUUCAGAAACAAGUACUGUGUUGGUGCCAAGCUUGAAGAUACCAUUUCCAUUGGAAAGAGACUGAAGUUUGUAAUGAAUGUUGGUCAAAUGGGAGGUCUUGAACAAGUUGCUUAUGGUGGGAGUUUUGGAGCUACUUUGAGAGGGAGGGACUACCCUGCUAGGAAGGAUAGUGCCAGCCUGAACAUGGCACUCUUAUCUCUUAACAAAGAGAUGGUAAUGAGUGGCAGUAUUCAGUCUGACUUCCGAUCUAGCCGAGGCACGAGAAUGUCUAUAAAUGCCAACUUAAACAGCCGGAAAAUGGGGCAGAUCUGUAUAAAAACAAGCAGCUCCGAACAUAUGGAGAUAGCUUUGGUUGCCUUCUUCUCAAUUUUCAGGGCGCUGUUGCGGAGAAGAGCAGCUGAUGGUCCAAGCAUUGAAGCAUCUGGAAAGGAAUAAUCUGUUUUGCAUUUUUAUCCUAUUAAAUAUUUUUAUUUUAAAGAGCAAACUUGUUUGACAGGGAUAUCCAUAUCCAGAGUUAAUAGAUGGGGCUCUUUUCCAGUAAGAAAGGAAAUUUAUAAAUGAGUUUCAGGGAGGCUGAUUACUAGAAGCCCAUUCGGGAAGUGUGGCAAAGGGAGCCUGUGGUCAACAUCUAGCCCUUGGCAUUUUCAGGUUCUAACCUAUCAUUCGAUCGAUGGGCCUAAUAUGGCAAUUACUCAGGGCAUCAGGCUGAGGCGGUCUCGACUUAGUAAAUUGAGCUGAGAAUUGUACAGUUAGUCAUGGGAGGUGAGUUUAUUUUCUGUAACUAUUGGAAUUACUCCAAACAGAAGAGGUAACAAAGAAUUUUCCCCCCCUUCUCAAUUUUAUUCAAAUGCUACUGAGUUUGAUUUUGUUGCCCUAUGUGGAAAUAAAGUAUUCCAAUCCUUUGAAAUUA
This is a messenger RNA of Vitis vinifera (wine grape), 3694 nucleotides long. RefSeq names its product translocase of chloroplast 90, chloroplastic. Lineage: Eukaryota; Viridiplantae; Streptophyta; Magnoliopsida; Vitales; Vitaceae. Gene Ontology annotation, molecular function: GTPase activity; GTP binding. Bases 823 to 3219 code for a protein of 798 amino acids. Gene Ontology annotation, cellular component: chloroplast outer membrane. The record is from RefSeq and is a predicted model, not a curated record. The transcript has 4 exons. Gene Ontology annotation, biological process: protein targeting to chloroplast.